AUGGGUCCCAAAACCGUAACACAAUCUCUAGAUCAGAAGAUCUACGAUCUCAUACACGCUCUUCUUGACGAGCAAACAAAGGAGAAGCAAAAUUCGUUUUCCGAUGGGACAGAGUUAGAUCCAUUUGCUCACAUGGCCUUGGCUAAAGAUUUGAGGACUUCUGAAGUUCUUGAAUAUAUUCAAAGAAAGGACUUCAAGCUCCGUAGAAUGAAGAGAGUGACUUUAGAAAAAUCUAUCGAUGCCGUAUUGAAGGUGUGUAGAGAUGACGAGCAAGAAGAGUUUGGUGAAUUAAUGGCUGGAUCUAAGGAUGAAGAAGAGAUGACUGUAGAGGCUGCUGCCAAGAUUGACAGUGACUUUGAAGUAGAUGAAAAGAACUUAAUGGAUGUUAAGGAUUCUAAUGCUUUGAAUAAAUCAGUAGUUUCAUUGUGGAACAUGGCACCAGGAAAAGAUAAGCAAGGCGAGGAAGAAGAAUCAGAGGCCAACAAGGAAGAAGUGACACCAGCACCUACAUCAGAUGAAGCUGCAAAGACCAAGAAAAGAUCCAAGGAUUCAUCAAAGCAGCUCUUGAAAAAGCAAAAGAAUAAAAUCUCGCAUACCCCUCCAACCACAACACUCUCAUCUCUUGGGGGUCUUACAACUAUAACUACUCAACUCAUGGAACUUAUUGGUCUCCCUAUAUUGCACCCGGAGAUAUACAUGUCCACCGGAGUCGAGCCACCUCGUGGUGUUCUCUUAUAUGGCCCUCCUGGGUGUGGUAAGACCACGAUAGCCAAUGCCUUGGCUGGCGAAUUGCAAGUUCCUUUCAUUAAUAUUUCUGCCCCUUCUGUUGUCUCAGGAAUGUCUGGUGAAUCCGAAAAGAAACUUAGAGAGAUAUUUGAGGAGGCUAAGAGUUUGGCCCCAUGUUUGGUAUUUAUGGAUGAAAUCGAUGCAAUCACCCCAAAAAGAGAUGGUGGUGCACAACGUGAAAUGGAAAGAAGAAUCGUAGCACAAUUGCUUACUCUUAUGGACGAGUUAACUUUAGAAAAAACCGGGGGAAAGCCCGUAAUUGUUAUUGGUGCAACCAACAGACCGGAUUCAUUGGACUCUGCCUUGAGAAGAGCAGGUCGUUUUGAUAGAGAAAUCUGUUUGAAUGUUCCAAAUGAAGACCAGAGAUGCUCUAUCUUGGAAACUAUGACCAGAACAUUAAAAAUUAACGAGUCUAGCGAAGUUCCAUUCAACUUCCGCGAGCUCGCAAAGAUGACUCCUGGAUUUGUCGGUGCCGACUUGAAGAGUUUGGUCACUGCUGCUGGAAUUGCUGCCAUUAAACGUAUUUUUGAAAGUAUGAGUGAAUUAGAAGAAGAAGCUCUUUUAAAGGCUGCACAAGAAACAGGUGGCGAAGAUGAAAUGGAAAUUGAUGGUGCUAUUACGACUUCAGUCACCAACACUAUGACCAAUCUCUCAGUGGCUGCCAAUUCAUUCCAACGCAAAUCAGAACAUGAAAAGCUUUCUACUAUCCAAAAGUUUUUAGUUAAGCAUCCAAAUACUUUGACUCCAGAACAACUUGCACCAUUAUCAAUAGAUUAUGCCGAUUUUAUCACUGCUUUACCUACAAUUCAGCCUACCGCUAAAAGAGAAGGUUUUGCUACUGUGCCGGAUGUCACUUGGCAAAAUGUGGGUGCCUUGGACAGAAUCAGGAUGGAGUUGCAUAUGUGUAUUGUUCAGCCAAUCAAAAAGCCUGAACUUUAUGAAAAGGUGGGUAUCACCGCCCCUGCGGGUGUUCUCAUGUGGGGUCCACCUGGUUGUGGUAAAACUUUGUUAGCCAAAGCUGUUGCCAAUGAAUCAAGAGCAAACUUCAUUUCAAUUAAGGGUCCAGAGUUGCUUAACAAGUAUGUCGGUGAGUCUGAAAGAGCAGUCAGACAAGUGUUCCAAAGAGCUCGUGCCUCCGUACCUUGUAUCAUCUUUUUCGACGAGUUGGAUGCUUUGGUGCCUAGAAGAGAUACAUCAUUGUCCGAAUCUAGUUCUCGUGUAGUCAACACCUUAUUGACAGAAUUGGAUGGUUUAAACGAUAGAAAGGGGAUUUUUGUAAUUGGUGCAACUAAUAGACCAGAUAUGAUUGAUCCUGCUAUGCUCAGACCCGGUAGACUUGAUAAAACUCUUUAUAUCGAACUCCCAACUGCCGAGGAAAGAUUUGAAAUCUUGAAGACACUUGUCAAAGCCAAUGGAACUCCAUUGGGUGCCAACGUUGAUCUCAAGUCGAUUGCAGAGGAUGAAAAAUGUCGUAACUUUUCUGGUGCAGACUUGUCGUCCCUUGUUCGUGAGGCCGGUGUGCUUGCAUUGAAGAAGAAGUUUUUCAAGGGACAACAAAUUAAAGAAUUGGAUGCAUCUGGUUACUACUCUGAAACAGACGAGCCAGAUGGAAACGAUAUAGAAGUCACUAAUGACGAUUUCCGCAUGGCACUUGGUAGCAUUCAUCCAAGUGUUAGUGACAAGGAUAGAUCUAAGUAUGAAAGACUCAACAAAAGAAUGGGGUGGAGCAUAAUCCAAGAACCGGAAAAUGAAGAGAAGAAAAAGGAAGAGGUAGCAUAG
Messenger RNA from [Candida] anglica, 2565 nucleotides. The record is from the annotation of a GenBank genome assembly. Lineage: Eukaryota; Fungi; Ascomycota; Pichiomycetes; Serinales; Debaryomycetaceae.